Acytostelium subglobosum LB1 is the source of this 2934-nucleotide messenger RNA. RefSeq lists its product as hypothetical. Gene Ontology annotation, cellular component: cytoplasm; nuclear pore; nuclear matrix. Gene Ontology annotation, molecular function: small GTPase binding; tRNA binding. Gene Ontology annotation, biological process: tRNA re-export from nucleus. NCBI's taxonomy places the organism in Eukaryota, Evosea, Eumycetozoa, Acytosteliales, Acytosteliaceae. The coding region runs from base 1 to 2934 and encodes 977 amino acids. The record is from RefSeq and is a predicted model, not a curated record. The transcript has 10 exons.
AUGGAUGACUUUGAAACAGCGAUCCUGUAUAGCUAUGACCCUUCUAUAUCAGAGGAAUUGAAGCUAAAGGCGCUGGCAUAUACCAAUACAGUUAAGGAGUCACCAGAUGGUUGGAAGUUCUGUCUGGAGAAGCUAUUUCAGACAAAGUCAAUACACGUCAAGUUCUUCUGCUUUCACGUCUUUCAAGACGUCAUACUACAUCGCUACGAAGCACUUACCGAGCAGGACAGACUCAGUCUAAAGAGCACCCUAAUCACAUACUUGAAGGUCGUACUGGCCAACACAAAUGAAGAUACAGCAAUCAAGAACAAGUACGCACAGAUCGUUGUGUUGUUGUUCAAGCAGGAGUACCCUGAGCAGUGGCCACAGUUCUUUAAUGACUUCUUGUCAAUGCUCGCGAUUGGUCCCAAUGUGAUUGACAUCUUCCUACGCAUACUAAAGUCAAUCGACAUUGAAGUGGUGUCAUUCAAUGUGCACAGGUCAACUGCAGAGUUGGCACAUAAUACAAUGAUCAAAGACACAAUGAGGGAUGGCGCCAUCAAGGACAUCGUAUCGUCAUGGUACGAGAUACUGGUCCACUAUCACCAAACCAAUCCUCACUUGGCAAACAUGGCAUUGCAGAACAUCAAGCAUUAUGUUGGAUGGAUAGAUAUCAAUCUGAUUGUCAACGACAGGUUCAUCCAACUGUUCUUCAAGCUAUUGAAUGUGAUGCCUCUGCGCGAAGAGGUAUGCGACUGUUUCAAGGAGAUCAUUUACAAGGGUAUGGAUCCAAGUUCAAAGUUAUUAUUGAUCCAGAAGCUUCAGAUCAAGGACAUUGUCAACCUGGUGGCCCUUGACGAUUUGGACUUUGUCGUCAAGAUUGGAAGUCUGGUCAACCUGACUGGUAUGGAGGUGCUCAGGGGUCUGGAAUCAGUGGCUGGAAACCAGGAGAAGAGAGUGGAGGGAGCAGACAAGCUAUUGGACGACUUUUUAGAGCUGCUUGUCAAGUUCCUCAACAACGAGUACAAUGAGGUCUCCACCACAGUCAUGCCAUUCUCUGCAUUAUACAUCACAAAGCUCAAGAAUGUCAAGCCAUUGAAUGAGAAGCAGUUGCAACACGUCACAUUGUUGGUACAGAUCAUUCGCAACAAGAUGAAAUAUAAGAAGGAGUUUGACUUUGGCAAUCCAGAGGGAGAGGAUGAGGUUCAGUUUGCAGAGUUCCGCAAGGACUUGUCCAAUCAGUUCAGGAACAUCUUUAGGAUUUGUCCAGAGAUGGUGGGCUCCUUCGUCCAGACAAUGAUCGCCAACAUCACACAAGACCCAGAUCACUACCAGUUCACAGACAUCGAGGUGGCCAUCUACCUUUUAUUCCAAAUGGGUGAGGGUAUCACCGCCACACCCGAGGACACAAUGAAGCCAUUCGAGAAGUUCUUUGGCUCAAUGGUCAUACUCCUGGCAGGCAGCAGGAUCAUCACAUUUGAGCUCCAUCAGAUUGUAUCGCUGACCUACUUUGAGACAGUGGUACGUUAUGCCAAGUACGUUCCACAUGAUCCGCAGAACUUGGGAAUGAUCCUGUCGGCAUUCUUGGAUCAACGCGGACUACUCAACAGCAACACACUGGUGCGAAGCAGAGCUGGCUACCUACUAAAUAAGUUGGUCAAGCAGCUCAAGACCCAACUCUUCCCCUACAUCAACAAUAUAAUCGAAGCGCUAAAGAACCAUUUAAUCAUAUCAUACGAGAUACAGAAGGAAGUACCAUUCGACGAGCAACUCAACUUUUACGAAUCACUUGGCUUCUUGAUUGGAGGUGCCUCCCUGCCACCCCAAGAAGAGCAGAACUAUGUCGAGAAAAUACUACUUAAUCCAUAUAUGAGAAUGGAGGAGAUAGUGACCAAGGGAUUGUACAAAACAGAUACCAAAGAACAGCCAAUCCAUGGCACUCAGCUCAUCCAAUUGAUCAGUGCAAUUGGAACAUUCAGCAAAGGAUUCACACCGAUCAACAACUCGACUGGCAACCUCAAGCCCGAACCACACUCCUACAAGGCAUACUUUAUCAAGUCGCUCAAAGUCAUUCUCCUCCUACCCAAGCUGCUUCCACACAAUGAGGAGAUCAUCUCGAGGACAUUCUUUUACAUGCACAGAAUGGUUGAUUGCCUUGGCAAUGACCUCAAGCCAAUGCUACCAGAGAUAUUGUCAACGUUGUUGAAUCAUACAAACAGCAUUGAGAAGUUGGUCGAGUUCAUAUUAUAUGUCAAUCAGUUGAUGGCCAAGUACAAGGAGGAGUUGAACACUUUGAUCAACGAUUUGCUGCAACAGAUCAUUUAUAGACUGUACAAGUCGAUGGACUUGCCCCGUCCUCCCGAGCCCAACACGGACGAGGGACGCAGCUACCUCGAGUUGCAAAAGUCCUACUACUCCUUCAUCCUGUCCAUCCUGAACAAUGCACUGGCGGCCACGCUGACAUCGCCGCUCAACAUCAACACGCUGCCGCAGAUCCUGACGUCGAUCAUCAAUGGCUGCACGUGCAGCACCAGCGACAGCGUGCAAAAGACGUCGUUCUCGAUUCUCAAGCGGCUCAUCGACGAGUUUGGCCGCGGCGGACCCAAGCAGGUGGACGGCUUUGACAAGUUUGUCUACAGCCAGAUCAUACCGACGUGCUUCCAGGUGCCGAUGGCGCCAUCGUUCAACACUGCCGACUUUGCCUCGAAUCAGUUGGUGAUGGAGAUUGCCAAGUCGCUCAAGAUCAUCUCGCAGCGAUAUGGCGACGAGUUUAUCAACUACCUUGGCGGUGUCUAUCUGGCCCAGAUCAACAUACAUUCACCCGAGGUCGCUCAGCAGUUUGCCCGCCUUCUACCCGUCACAGUACCAUUGAAGGAUUUCCAAGACUUCUUUAAACUAUUUAUUAGGAACCUCAAGCAACAACAACAACAGCAACAACAAUCAUCCAAGAAGUAA